Messenger RNA from Neltuma alba, 1302 nucleotides. RefSeq names its product vinorine synthase-like. The record is from RefSeq and is a predicted model, not a curated record. The transcript has 2 exons. Bases 1 to 1302 code for a protein of 433 amino acids. NCBI's taxonomy places the organism in Eukaryota, Viridiplantae, Streptophyta, Magnoliopsida, Fabales, Fabaceae.
AUGAAGGUUGAGUUUGUGUCCAAACAAAUCGUAAAGCCAUCUUCUCCAACACCACAAAGCCUCAGAACUUUUAAGCUGUCUUUCAUUGACCAGCUUGCUCCUGUAAUGCACACUCGAAUUCUAUUUUCUUAUCCCAAUGUUGAAAACGAUGGUGUUGCUAAUCACGACAGGUUUGAGAGCCUAAAGAAGUCAUUGUCUGAGACUCUAACCCACUUCUACCCACUGGCAGGUAGAGUCAAAGACAACAAAGUGAUUGAGUGUAACGAUGAAGGUGUCGAGUUUUGUGAGACUCGUGUCCAUAGCUUCCUCUCCGACAUCCUUAAACAACCUGAUGCUGACGUUGUACACCAGUUUGUGCCAGUCGAUGAUGCCCAUUUAGGAAGUGGGUUUCUAAUGAAAGUUCAGGUGAAUCUGUUUGAUUGUCGAGGUUUGGCUAUUGGUGUGUCCUUUUCUCACAAGAUUGCUGAUGCUUCAACGAUUGGUUCGUUCAUCAGGGCAUGGUCUUUUGCGGCUGUUGGGUGCAUCACUGAGUCGAUGCUUCCUAAGUAUAUUCUAGGAUCUCUUUACCACCCUUCCAUUGAUUUUCCGACUGUUCUUCCUCCUGUUGAGUUCAGGCACUUCGAUUACACUACUAGAAGGUACGUGUUUGAUUCCUCAAAGAUAACAAAACUGAAGGCUGAAGCUGCAAGCAAAACGGUGGAGAAUCCAACACGAGUGGAGGCAGUAUUGGCACUAAUUUGGAAGUGUGCCACAACAGCAUCUAGAACAAACUUAGGAAUAACCAAAAGACCCUCUAUGGUAUCCCAAAUAGUAGACAUUCGAAAAAGGACAAGCCCACCGUUACCUAACACCUGUGUAGGAAACUUCGUAGGUCACUUCAUAGCAAAACCAGAAAAUUCUUCUAGUGACAGUGAAAUGAACUUACAAGGGCUAGUAAUUCAUCUGAGGAAAGGUCUAGAACAUUUCUCAAAGGUUCAUGUCCAAAAACUUCAAGAAGUAAAUGCUUUCAUGACUGUGUAUGAGGGAUUGAAGGACAUGGAACUGUUGUACAAAGAGGGUAUUGAUUUCUAUGGUUGUACAAGUUGGUGCCGUUUUGAGUUUUAUGAAGCAGAUUUUGGGUGGGGAAAACCCAAAUGGGUAAGUAUUCCAUCUACGAAGAUAAAGAAUUCUUUUAUUCUCAUGGAUACGAGUGAUGGAAAAGGAAUAGAAGCAUGGGUCACUUUGAACGAACAAGAUAUGGCCUUAAUGGAGAGUAACCUUGAACUGCUUGAAUUUGCAUCCUUGAAUCCAACUAUCAUAUAA